CUGCAUGAUGACACCACUGCUAGAGUCUUCACUAUGACCAUCACUGGACUGACUGCAGAGGAUUCUGGACAGUACUGGUGUGGAGUUAAAACAGGAUUUGGAAGAUAUGAUGUGUUCACUGAAGUAAAGUUAAAUGUUAAAAAAGGUCCCCCUUCAUCCCCAGUCUCGACACAUGUGCCCACCACUGACGACCAAACUGUCUCUGCACCACCUUCCUUUUCACCUCCAGCAUCCAAUACGUCUCAGUCUCAGCACAUCAGAAAGACGACCAGAAGUGAUGACCAAUCAGCUGCUGCUGAGCCUCAGGAGGUUCCAGAAGACCCUGUCGUCAUGGUUAUCCUGUGUGUGCUGGUGCUGCUGGUAAUGCUGUGUGGGUUAGUUUCAGCCCUCUACUACAGACAGAGGAGGAGGAAGCAGACAACAGCAUGUGGCCCAUCCAACCUUCACAACAGCCAGCACAUGGAGGAGGUAAGACCAAGAGUUUCAUAAAUAAAC
This is a messenger RNA of Sardina pilchardus (European sardine), 495 nucleotides long. Its product is annotated as CMRF35-like molecule 8. The coding region runs from base 34 to 489 and encodes 151 amino acids. The transcript is spliced from 4 exons. Gene Ontology annotation, cellular component: plasma membrane. Lineage: Eukaryota; Metazoa; Chordata; Actinopteri; Clupeiformes; Clupeidae. The record is from RefSeq and is a predicted model, not a curated record. Gene Ontology annotation, molecular function: transmembrane signaling receptor activity.